Molecule: messenger RNA, 2246 nt
Organism: Saitoella complicata NRRL Y-17804
Lineage: Eukaryota; Fungi; Ascomycota; Saitoellomycetes; Saitoellales; Saitoellaceae
Product: DNA repair exonuclease
Exons: 2
Coding region: 1-2085 (694 amino acids)
Biological process (GO): telomere maintenance; mitochondrial double-strand break repair via homologous recombination; mitotic intra-S DNA damage checkpoint signaling
Cellular component (GO): nucleus; Mre11 complex
Molecular function (GO): manganese ion binding; 3'-5'-DNA exonuclease activity; DNA endonuclease activity
Source: RefSeq, a predicted model, not a curated record
AUGGGAGACGACUCCAAUCCUCGAGAUACAAUUCGUAUUCUCAUUGCGACCGACAACCAUGUUGGUUACCUUGAGCGCGAUCCUGUCCGUGGAAAUGACUCCAUGGUCGCCUUUGACGAGGUGAUGCAACUUGCGAAGUCUGAGGAUGUGGAUAUGGUCCUAUUGGGCGGUGACCUAUUCCAUGAAAACAAGCCAAGUCGAAAGGCACUGUAUCAGUGCAUGCGGAGUAUUCGCCUAAAUUCUUACGGGGAUAAGCCGUGUGAGCUACGAGUAUUGAGUGACCAAUCUGUGGCGACGGAGGAUACUGCCGUCGCACAUCUAAACUACGAAGACCCCGAUAUCAACGUCGCCAUUCCCGUCUUCUCCAUCCACGGAAACCACGACGACCCCUCCGGCGAAGGUCGUUUUUGCGCCCUCGACAUUCUGCAAGUAGCAGGCCUCGUCAACUACUUUGGACGUGUCCCCGAAAAUGACGACAUCAGUGUUCGUCCGAUCCUGCUCCAGAAGGGCGAAACGAAACUCGCGUUAUACGGUCUUUCUAACGUCCGAGACGAGAGGCUGUUUCGCAGUUUUAGGGAUGGGAAGGUGAGGUUCAUGAGGCCUGCUAUGGGUCCGGGAGGAAAGGACGAAUGGUUCAAUUUGAUUGCGGUACACCAGAAUCAUACGAGUCAUACGGAGACGGGGUACCUCCCUGAAUCCUUCAUCCAAGAUUUCUUCGACAUGGUCCUCUGGGGCCACGAACACGAUUGCCACAUCGAACCCCGCCUCAACACCGAGCAGAACUUCCACGUCAUCCAACCUGGGAGUAGUGUUGCGACGAGUUUGAGUGCGGGUGAGAGUAUCCCGAAACACGUGGGUGUGCUGAGUAUCCAUAAGAAAUCGUUUUCGUUGAAGACGAUUAGGUUGACGAGUGUGAGGCCGUUUGUGAUUAGGGAUAUUUCGUUGAGCGACGAAAAAGCCAUCAGACCGAAUACGGAGAACAAGUCGUCUGUGACGGCGUUCUUGAUUGAGCAGGUGGAGGAAUGCAUUACGGAGGCAAUCGAGGAGUGGCGAGAGGCACAGGGCCCAGAAGACCGGGACAAGACACCUCCGUUACCUCUCGUACGGUUGAGGGUCGACUACGCAGGAGGAUAUGACGUCGAAAACCCGCAACGCUUCUCCAACCGCUUCGUCGGUAAAGUCGCGAACUCGGGUGACGUCGUCCUCUUCCAUCGCAAACGCGCCCAAGCGACUCGCAAAGCCCGCACAAACAUCGACGUUGACGACACAGAUCUCCUAGCAGAACACGACUCACUCGACAAGAUAAAAAUCCAAACUCUGGUAAACGACGUUCUUUCCAAACAAACACUUGCGAUUUUAGCCGAGAAUGGAUUAGGGGACGCGAUUUCGCAAUAUGUGGAUAAGGAUGAUAAGAAUGCUGUUAAGCAGUUUGUAGAUGAUACGUUGACGACGCAGAUGAAGACGUUGAUGAGGAUGGAUGUGCGGGAGGAGGAUAUUGACGGGGCGAUUGAGGCGCAGAAGGAGAAGGAGGCUGAGAAGUUUGCCAAGAAGGUUGGGAGGGAGGAGCAAGGAGCAAGGAAGAAGGCGGUUGAGAAUGAUGGGCUUAGUGAAGAUGACAUGCCCCCGCCUAGGAGGAGGCAGGUGGCGAGGGAUGAUGACGAGGAUGAGGAGGAGGAAGAAGAGGAAGAGCCGCAGCCGAGUAUUCGGACGACGAAGCGGGCGCCGGCCGCCAAGAAAGCUGCUCCGGCGAGAAAGGCGGCGGCUACGUCUACAGGGAGAGGACGAGGGAAGAAAGCCAAGAGUCCAACACUGGAAAUCUCAGAUGCAGAAGACGAUAUCAUCGACGACGAAGAGGACGAUUUUGAGAGUGUACAAUCUACGCGUCGGAAGGCACCAUCGCGGGCGAUGCCGCCGCCGAAAGCCAAGGCCGCACCAGCGAGACGAGGAGCAGCGCGUCAAGCGCAACUGACAUUCUCGCAACCCAGUCAAGCACCGAGUCAAACUCCAAGGAAAAGGGCAGCCGUGGAAAUCAGUGACGACGAAGACGAUGGAUUCGAGAGCAUGAAGAGACCUGGUGGUAGAUAAUGUUAACAUUUAACUCGUCUUGUAAUAAGUCAGGGGUUAAGCGGCGGAGUUCUUGCCCCGCUUGGCAUGGCCUGCGAAUGUACCGGUCGGUUAAUGCGGCAAACUUGGACAGUUGGGCGAACGCGCGUCCAGCUGCAGAGUGAUUGUCGGCGCGGAACGAG